CGCACGCCUACCAGUCACGCGGCGAACUCGUCGGCAGCACUGAAAUAUAAAUAUAUAUAUAUUUAUAUAUACAUAUAUAAAUAUAUACACACACACACACAUAUAUAUACAUUUAAUAAAGGAGGAAAAUAUACUAUCAGAAACGCGCUAAAGAAACAAAAAGGAGAUACGCACCGAUAAGGAGAAGGGGGAUUUAAGGAGUAGGCACACAGAGGAAAGGUGGAAUGGCAGUAAGACCCCGUUAUGGCAAGGCUUCACAGCAGCGGUGCCAGUGAUGCUCUGAGUGCGGAGAUCUCUCCAUUCCCGGACGGCGUCCGACACGGGGGACACCUCUUGGAAGCGCUUGUGCAUUCCUCGGUUUAAUGCAUGUGGCUGCGCGCUGCCAGAGAUGGAACACAUGGACUGCAAACCCUACCAGCCACUGCCGAAAGCUCGACACGAGAUGGAGUUGGCUUACACCAGCUCCUCGGAUGAGAGCGAAGAUGGACAGAAACUUCACAGAUCCUACACCUCCAGAGAAACACUGCCAGAAUACAGCCAGGAACUGAGGCUCAACUUCAAUAGCCAUAGCAGAAAGAGGAAGGCAGUCUCCACUGACCCAGCACAAGAGCUGGACUUCUGUGAGACUCCUCCACUUAUCUGUCCUAGCUAUGAGGCAGAACUGCACACUGCAGCCCAGCAUGGCUAUCCACUGGGGAUGGGCUCUGACGUGGACACCGAGACUGAGGGAGGUACGUCCCCAGACCACGCCCUGCGGCUCUGGAUGAGGGAGAUGAAAUCAGAACAUAGUUCCUGCCUGUCCAGCCGGGCCAACUCUGCACUCUCACUUACAGAUACAGAGCAAGAAAGGAAAUCAGAUGGGGAAAAUGAUCUCACAAACAGCCCGGUUGGCCAGUUCACCUUCCGGCCUCUGCCCCCUCCACCACCACCCCCCCAUGGAUGUACAUGCAGUCGCUCGGCUGCUCAGACGUUGGAAUCCAUGCAGAGAAACACACUGCCUUCACGCAGCCAAGCCAGCCCAGCCACUGUGGAGACUCCAGCCAGCGGGCAGCAAGACAGCAUGCAGCUUCACAACAGCUGGGUCCUCAACAGCAACAUCCCUCUGGAGACGAGACACUUCCUCUUCAAGCAUGGAUCGGGUUCUUCUGCUCUGUUCAGCGCUGCCAGCCAGAACUACCCACUCACCUCCAACACAGUGUACUCUCCACCACCCCGGCCUCUGCCCAGGAGCACAUUCUCCCGUCCUACUUUCACAUUCAGCAAGCCUUAUAAGUGCUGCAACUGGAAGUGCACAGCAUUGAGUGCCAGCGCCAUCACUGUCACCCUGGCACUUUUACUUGCCUAUGUCAUCGCAGUGCAUUUGUUUGGCCUUACAUGGCACCUGCAACCUGUGGAUGGACAGCUGUAUGAGAAUGGAGUCAGCAAACUUGCCAAAGGCUCUGAAGGUUCACAGACCACAUUUCCUCCAGAUGGCGGACUAGGUUCUGACAAGCCAGACAGCAGCGACAAAACAGUUUUUCAAAGAGGAAAAGCAAUCGACAGAGGGGAAGUGGAGAUUGGCACCCAAGUGAUGCAGACCAUUCCUCCCGGGCUCUUCUGGCGCUUUCAUAUUACAAUUCAUCACCCCAUGUACUUGAAGUUCAAUGUGUCUCUGGCACGGGAUGCCUUGCUUGGGAUUUAUGGCAGAAGAAACAUCCCUCCUACUCACACUCAGUUUGAUUUUGUGAAAUUGCUGGAUGGAAAACAGCUGAUUAAGCAGGAGAACAAAGGUUCAGAAGACUCCUUCUUCUCACCAAGGAAUCUGAUCCUCACCUCUCUUCAGGAGACCGGCUUUAUUGAGUACAUGGACUUAGGUACCUGGCACCUGGCAUUUUACAAUGAUGGGAGGAAGAUGGAGCAGGUUUUUGUUCUCACGACAGCUAUAGAAACCAUGGAUGAUUGUUCUACAAACUGCAAUGGCAAUGGAGAGUGCAUAUCUGGCCACUGCCACUGUUUCUCUGGGUUUCUUGGACCAGACUGUGCAAAAGAUUCCUGCCCAGUGCUGUGCAAUGGCAAUGGAGAGUAUGAGAAAGGCCACUGCACCUGCCAUACUGGAUGGAAGGGUCCUGAGUGUGACAUUCCUGAAGACCAGUGCAUUGAUCCUACCUGUGAUGACCACGGCACCUGCAUCAAAGGGGUCUGUGCCUGCAUUGCUGGAUAUAAAGGAGACAGCUGUGAACAAGAGGACUGCCUGGACCCUACGUGUUCUGGACAUGGCGUGUGCGUGCUGGGCCAGUGCCAUUGCACCGCUGGAUGGGGUGGAGUGACAUGUGAAAAUGCACUGCCUGCCUGCCAAGAACAGUGCUCAGGACACGGAGCCUACCUCACAGAGACGGGCACUUGCACCUGUGACCCCAGCUGGACCGGGCCAGACUGCUCUAUUGAGCUGUGCCUGGUGCAAUGUGGCAGCCAUGGUGUCUGCUCUGGAGGCACAUGCCAGUGUGAAGAUGGCUGGGAAGGAGCAGCCUGUGAUCAACGCUCCUGUCACUCAAGCUGUGCAGAACAUGGCCAGUGCAAGGAUGGUCGCUGUGAGUGCAGCCCAGGGUGGGAAGGAGAGCACUGCAAUAUUGCUGCUCACUACUGGGAUGUUGUCGUUAAGGAUGGCUGUCCAGGAUUAUGCAACGCCAAUGGAAGAUGCACCCUUGACCAGAAUGGCUGGCAUUGUGUUUGCCAGGCUGGCUGGAGUGGACCUGGCUGCAGUGUGGUCAUGGAAAUGGUGUGUGAUGACAGCACAGACAAUGAUGGAGAUGGUCUGCUGGAUUGUGUUGACCCUGACUGUUGCCAUCAACCCAGCUGCUUCAGUGGUCCCCUAUGCCAAGGCUCUCCUAACCCACUUGAUCUCAUUCAGCAGAGUCAGUCUCCUUUUUCUCAGCUGCCUCCACGGCUCUUUUUUGAACGGAUCAAAUUCCUUAUUGGUAAAGACAGCACUCAUGUCCUACCAGGCGAAGCUCCAUUUGACAGCAGCCGACCCUGUGUAAUUCGUGGCCAGGUGGUGGCUGUUGAUGGGACCCCACUAGUUGGAGUGAAUGUUAGCUUCCUCUUCCAUGCUGAUUACGGAUUCACAAUCAGUCGACAGGAUGGCAGCUUUGAUUUAGUGGCUGUUGGAGGAAAUUCUGUCACUCUAUUAUUUGAGCGGGCUCCUUUCAUCUCAGAGAAGAGAACACUCUGGUUGCCAUGGAACCAGUUUGUUGUGGUCGACAAGGUGGUGAUGAGAAGAACACCUACAGCUGUGCCCACCUGUGACAUCAGUGGUUUCAUGAGUCCUUAUCCUGUGGUUCUUCCUUCACCUCUCACUACCUUUGCUGGUUCAUGUUCAGAAAGAGGACCUGCCAUUCCAGAGCUGCAGGCUGUGCAAGAAGAAAUUAACAUCCCCGGCAGCCCUAUGAAGCUCAGCUACCUGAGUACUCGCACCCCUGGAUACAAAUCUCUUCUGAGGAUCAUCCUCACUCAUUCUGUUAUCCCUCCUGGUCUGAGUAAAGUGCACUUGACAGCUGCAAUAGAGGGGCGACUAUUCCAAAAAUGGUUUCCAGCUGCUCCCAACUUAGCUUAUACACUUGCCUGGAAUAAGACUGACGUUUAUGGACAGAAGGUCUCUGGCUUGACUGAAGCAAUAGUUUCAGUUGGCUAUGAAUAUGAAAUUUGCCCUGACUUCAUUCUCUGGGAGAAACGAACAGCUCUUUUACAAGGUUUUGAAAUGGACUCAUCUAAUCUUGGAGGCUGGUCUUUAGACAAGCAUCACAUCCUCAACCUGCAGAGUGGAAUAUUGCACAAGGGAAAUGGGGAAAACGUCUUUGUGUCUCAGCAGCCUCCAGUCAUUAAUACCAUCAUGGGAAAUGGGUAUCAUCGCAGCAUCUCCUGCCCAAACUGUAACGGUCCUGCACUUGCCAGCAAACUGUUUGCUCCAGUCGCUGUGGCCUGUGGCCCUGAUGGUAGUGUUUAUGUUGGAGACUUCAAUUUCAUAAGACGACUUCUUCCGACAGGAAACGUGAUCACAAUCUUAGAGCUCAGGAACAGAGACAUAAGACACAGUACCAGCCCUGCACACAAAUAUUAUCUGGCCAUGGACCCGGUGAACAAUGUCCUGUAUGUGUCAGAUACAAGCAGCAGAAAGGUGUACAAAGUCAAGUCUCUUACUGAACCCAAGGACCCUGCCAAGAACUUUGAACUUGUGGCCGGUACUGGAGAGCAGUGCCUUCCGUUUGAUCAGAGUCACUGUGGAGAUAAUGGGAAGGCCUCAGAGGCAUCUCUAAACAACCCAAGAGGCAUUGCUGCUGACAGACAUGGUCACGUAUACUUUGUAGACGGAACUAUGAUUCGGAGAAUUGACGAGAAUGGUGUGAUCACGACCAUUAUUGGGUCCAAUGGACUGACAUCUACCCAGCCGCUGAGCUGUGACUCUGGAAUGGACAUCACUCAGGUGCGUAUGGAGUGGCCCACCGAUCUAGCAGUAAAUCCUCUAGACAACUCCCUCUACAUCCUGGACAACAACAUUGUAAUCCGGGUGUCAGAGGACAGGCAAGUAAGAAUUGUGGCAGGCCGCCCGAUCCAUUGUCAGGUGCCGGGGAUUGAUCAUUAUCUGGUAAGCAAAGUGGCAGUCCAUUCCACUCUGGAGUCAGCGCGGGCCAUCAGCGUUUCCCACUACGGAGUGCUCUAUAUCGCUGAAACUGACGAGCGCAAGAUCAACCGCAUUCAACAGGUCACCACCAACGGAGAGAUUUCAGUCCUUGCCGGUGCCCCGACUGAUUGUGACUGUAAGAUCGACCCCAAUUGUGAUUGUUUUUCAGGUGAUGGUGGUUAUGCCCGUGAUGCCAAGCUCAAAGCUCCUUCCUCACUGGCUGUAGCCCCUGAUGGCACUCUAUACAUUGCAGACUUGGGUAACAUCCGGAUUCGGGCCAUCAGCAGCAACAAGCCCCACUUGAAUGGAAUGAACAUGCAUCAGAUCGCCUCUGCAGCCGACCAGGAGCUCUACCUUUUCAGUGCCAAUGGCACGCACUUGCAUACUCUGAACCUCAUCACUGGUGAUUACAUCUACAACUUUACCUACACAGGAGAAAGAGACCUCAGCACGGUUAACAGCAGCAGUGGCAAUUCGCUGCACAUUCACAGAGACGCCAAUGGAGUGCCACUGAGACUGGUGGUGCCUGGAGGUCAGGUUUACUGGUUGACCAUCAGCAACAACGGCGCCCUUAAGAGAGUCUCUGCUCCUGGUCAUGACCUUGCCCAACUUACCUACCAUGGCAACUCAGGUCUACUGGCCACCAAGAGUAAUGAAAAUGGUUGGACGGCAGUGUACGAGUACAACACUGAAGGUCAUCUGAUCAACGUGACCUAUCCCACUGGGGAGGUGACCAGUUUCCAAAGCAACAUGGAACGUUCUGUGCGAGUGGAAGUGGAAACUUCAAACAGUGAAAGCUUUGUCACCGCCACCAACUUCUCUGCCACCAACACUAUCUACACAUUGAGGCAAGAGCACACUCAAAACACGUACCGUGUCAGCGCUGAUGGCUCUUUGCGAGUGACCUUUGCCAGUGGCAUGGAGGUGACCCUGAGCACAGAGCCACAUAUCUCAGCUGGAGUGGUAAAUCCCACUGUCGGUAAAUGCAACAUAACCCUGCCAGGGGAGCAUGGGCCCAACCUCAUCGAGUGGAGGCAGAGAAGAGAGCAUGCCAAAGGAAACUACACAUCCUACGAGAGACGUCUGCGGGCUCAUAAUAGAAAUCUGCUGUCCAUAGACUUUGACCAGGCAACAAGAAUGGGAAAGAUUUAUGACGAUCACCGCAAGUUCACUCUUAGAAUACAGUAUGAUCCGAAAGGCCGUCCCAUCCUCUGGUCUCCCAGUAACAAAUACAACGAGGUGAACGUAACAUAUUCUCCUGAUGGUCUGGUCACCAGCAUUCAACGAGGAAACUGGUCUGAGAAACUGGAGUACGAGAACAGAAAAGUCAUUUCUAGAACUUGGGCCAAUGGUAAAAUAUGGAGCUACACCUUUCUGGAGAAGUCCAUCAUGCUCCUACUUCACAGCCAGAGAAGGUACAUCUUCGAGUUUGAUCAGGGUGACCGGAUUGUCUCCAUCACUAUGCCAAGCAUGGUGCGUCACAGUUUUCAGACUAUGCUGUCAGUGGGCUACUUCAGGAAUAUUUACAAUCCACCGGAUAGUAGCGCUGCCUUUAUUCAGGACUUUGCUCGAGAUGGAAGGCUUCUGCAGACAAUCUACCUUGGAACUGGACGCAGAGUCCUCUACAAAUAUACCAAGCAAUCGCGGCUGUCUGAAAUUCUCUUUGAUACCACCUUGGUGACAUUCACUUACGAUGAUUCCUCUAGCGUGGUCAAAACCAUUCACCUGAUGCAGGAAGGGUUUGUCUGCACUAUUAGAUACAGACAGACAGGGCCCCUGAUAGGUCGUCAAAUCUUCAGGUUCAGUGAGGAAGGUCUGGUGAACGCCCGUUUUGACUACAGCUACAAUAACUUCCGGGUUACAAGUAUGCAGGCAAUGAUUAAUGAAACUCCCCUGCCCAUUGACCUUUAUCGUUAUGUUGAUGUCUCAGGGAGAAUUGAACAGUUUGGCAAGUUCAGUGUCAUCAACUAUGACCUCAACCAGGUCAUCACAACUCAUGUGAUGAAGCACACUAAAAUUUUUGACUCCAAUGGUCAGGUCAUAGAAGUGCAAUAUGAAAUUCUCAAAUCAAUUGCCUUUUGGAUGACAAUCCAGUAUGACAAUAUGGGUCGAGUCCUUGUGUGUGACAUCAGAGUUGGGGUUGAUGCCAACAUAACCAGGUAUUCGUAUGAAUAUGAUGCAGACAGCCAGCUUCAAACAGUCUCAAUCAAUGAUAGACCACAGUGGAGGUACAGCUACGAUCUCAAUGGCAACAUUAACUUACUGAGCCAUGGAAAUACUGCCAGUCUGACCCCACUGAGGUACGAUCUCAGAGAUCGGAUCACAAGACUUGGCAAAAUUCUAUAUAAAGUAGAUGAAGAUGGCUUUUUGAGAUCACGAGACAACGAUGUCUUUGAAUAUAACUCCAACGGACUGCUCAGCCGAGUGUACAGCAAAGUGUCUGCAUGGAGUGUGCAAUAUCACUAUGAUGGACUUGGCCGAAGGGUUGCCAGCAGGAACACUCUGGGUCAGCACCUCCAGUUCUUCUAUGCCGACCUCACCAAGCCCACACGAGUAACACACAUGUACAAUCAUUCAAGCUCUGACAUCACAUCCCUUUACUAUGAUUUGCAAGGGCAUCUCAUUGCUAUGGAGCUCAGCAGUGGUGACGAGUAUUAUGUCUCCUGUGAUAACUCAGGAACUCCUCUGGCAGUGUUCAGCAGUAAGGGCCAGCUCCUCAAAGAAAUCCGCUACACUCCUUAUGGAGAUAUUUAUCAUGACUCCAAGCAAGAUUUUCAGAUUAUUAUUGGUUUUCAUGGUGGACUUUAUGAUCCUUUAACUAAACUUGUGCAUCUUGGCCGAAGAGAUUAUGAUGUCCUUGCUGGAAGAUGGACUACACCAGACUAUAGCUUGUGGAAGGAUCUAAAUUACUCCCCAAAACCUUUCAACUUGUACUCAUUUAAAAAUAAUUAUCCAGCUGGAGAUUUGCAAGAUGUUACUCAGUACACUACAGAUAUCGGAAGCUGGUUGCAGUUGUUUGGAUUUCAGCUCCAUAAUGUUGUACCGGGGUUCCCCAAGCCAGAUGUCCAAAAUAUGGAGCAGACAUAUGAAUUGAUGAAGACUCAAACUAAAACACAAGACUGGGAUCCCAGCAAGGUGAUUCUAGGAGUUCAAUGCGAACUACAGAAGCAACUGAGGAACUUCAUCUCGCUGGAACGACUUCCAAUGACGACCAUUGGAAGAAGUCCUGAUUACUGGGAGAAAUGGCCCAGGUUCUGUGCUGUUCCCUCCGUGUUUGGGAAAGGUAUCAAAUUUGCUAUAAUGGAUGAUGUUGUUACGGCAGAUAUCAUUGGUGUGGCAAAUGAGGAUAGCAGGCGGAUUGCAGCGAUCCUCAAUAAUGCCAUUUACCUGAAAGGCCUGCACUUCACCAUUGAUGGAAAGGACACUCAUUACUUUAUCAAGUCAGGGCCCUUAGAAGAGGACUUGGCCAUUAUUGGAAACACAGGUGGUGGACGCAUAUUAGAAAAUGGCGUUAAUGUAACCGUGUCCCAGAUGACCUCCAAUGUGAAUGGAAGGACCAGACGAUUUGCAGAUAUUCAGCUGCAGCACGGCGCCUUAAGCUUUAAUGUGCGCUAUGGGGCCACAGUAGAGGAGGAGAAAGCCCAUGUGUUAGAACUGGCCAGGCAAAGAGCCGUCGAGCAGGCCUGGACUAAGGAACAGAAGCGCUUACAACAAGGAGAGGAAGGUGGACGAGCUUGGACUGAGGGAGAGAAGCAACAAUUGCUGAGCACAGGGAAGGUUCAAGGCUACGAUGGAUACUUUGUCCUAUCGGUUGAGCAGUACCUCGAACUUUCUGACAGCGUCAACAACAUUCACUUUAUGAGACAGAGUGAAAUCGGAAAGAGGUAACAGUGUGACAGACUGCCUGCCUUUCCGCCACCAAAGACUGCCUGUUUUUAACACUCGAAAAUUUGUUCUACUCCUUUUUCUAAAAAUAAACUGUGUAAAUAUGAAAACUGGAGAAACUAUUUCCAACUGCCUUUAAUGUGACAAAUGAUGGUAUUUUAUUAUUUGUGUUUGAGAGGGUCUAAAUAAUGGUGACUGAUGCUUUCCAGUUAUCAGGAUGGCAUAUCCCUUGAGAGCAAUGGUAGUUUAGUUUGGGGCACUCACUUUUGUUCGUUCCUCUGCCAACUUUCCCACAGCCAACGAGAAAUUGAAUAUUUUGUCAUGUGAAGAUCCAGUUUAUAAAAGCAGCGAUUCAGUCAAUAGGAGUCGUACAUUGAAUUCAUCAGACAGCACAACAUUCAGCAUUCAAGUAGCUGAGGUGCAGAAGUGGGCAAUAAAAUAUUCAAGAAAAUGCUUUCUCUCCCUGUGCCAAUAGCAAUGAGCUCAGUUUUGUUUUGCUAGAAACAUGACAUCCUGAGAGGGGUGACAUGUUGACAGCUGACCUGCCAAACUGUAAGUCCCAAAGUAGCUGAAAUGCAAUGCCUGCCAAUCAGUUUAUCCUCAAAAGAUCUGAUUGCCCUAAUAGAGAAAGCAACUUUUGUCUCCAAGAAAUCAAUUCUCUUAUAUGAAUAUAGCGGUCAAAUGAUACAGAGUAUUUUGAUUGUCACGCAAAUCUGUAAAUAGUAAGUGCUUUAAAGAAACAAGUGCUACAAGAGAAACUGCACUGCAUUGUCACCCGUCAUUAUACAGUAUGUUCCUAACUCUGGUUGUAAACAAUAGAUGCAGUUGGUUCUUUGCAGAAAGUACAUGUUGCUACAAGAAAAUAUCCAUGCUAAAAUCUGUACAGUUUACUUUUCUACAAAUUAUUUAAUGCAUUAAAGUACAGAUCAAAAGAUUUUCUGUGCAUUACUGUCCAAUAAUGCACACUUGAGUGGAGCUUGUGCCUUUUUGUUUAAGAUAACCUUAGAAGUGUUGGAUAGCAGGAAAUCUGUGGUACAGAUUGUAUCAUUUUCAUUUUGAUAUAUUAAAAGUCUAUACAUAAGA
Molecule: messenger RNA, 9622 nt
Organism: Erpetoichthys calabaricus (reedfish)
Lineage: Eukaryota; Metazoa; Chordata; Cladistia; Polypteriformes; Polypteridae
Gene: tenm1
Product: teneurin transmembrane protein 1
Biological process (GO): heterophilic cell-cell adhesion; signal transduction; neuron development
Cellular component (GO): membrane; neuron projection
Molecular function (GO): protein heterodimerization activity; cell adhesion molecule binding; protein homodimerization activity
Source: RefSeq, a predicted model, not a curated record